This is a messenger RNA of Lotus japonicus, 3179 nucleotides long. RefSeq names its product eukaryotic translation initiation factor 3 subunit C-like. The coding region runs from base 193 to 3006 and encodes 937 amino acids. Lineage: Eukaryota; Viridiplantae; Streptophyta; Magnoliopsida; Fabales; Fabaceae. Gene Ontology annotation, cellular component: eukaryotic translation initiation factor 3 complex. Gene Ontology annotation, biological process: translational initiation. The transcript is spliced from 4 exons. Gene Ontology annotation, molecular function: translation initiation factor binding; RNA binding; translation initiation factor activity. The record is from RefSeq and is a predicted model, not a curated record.
CUAAUCUAAAAAAAACCACAAUCUAGUGAAACAACCAACAGCCGCUGUUUCUGCUUCAUCUUCGUCUUUCCCAGAUUCAUCGAUUGGUACUAUCAGAGCUGCCACCAUCUUCAAUCUAAGACAACUUACAGCGACCGAAUCCUAGUUUCUGCGAAAACGAUUAUUGACACUUUUCACAACAUUUGACAAACGAUGGCUUCAAGAUUCUGGACCCAGGGCGGUAGUGAUUCCGAGGAGGAGGAGAGUGAUUAUGAUGAGGAGGUUGAAACUGUGGCCGGUGAAACUGCUGGUCAAGAGGUUCAAAGCAGGUAUUUGAAAGAGAAUGAAAGUGACAGUGAUGACUCUGAUGGCCAGAAGCGUGUCGUCAGGUCGGCCAAAGAUAAGCGAUUUGAGGAGAUGGCGGCCACUGUCGACCAAAUGAAGAAUGCCAUGAAGAUCAAUGACUGGGUCAGCCUGCAAGAGAGCUUUGACAAGAUCAACAAGCAGCUUGAGAAGGUUAUGUGCGUCACUGAGUCUGAAAAGGUGCCCAAGCUUUACAUCAAGGCACUUGUGAUGCUGGAGGAUUUCCUUGCUCAGGCUUUGGCGAAUAAGGAUGCUAAGAAGAAGAUGAGUAGCAGCAAUGCCAAGGCGCUGAACUCGAUGAAGCAGAAAUUGAAGAAGAAUAAUAAGCAGUAUGAGGAAAUGAUUACUAAGCAAAGGGAGAGUCCGGAGAGUGAGGAGGAAAAAGAGGAAGAGGAGUCUGAGGAUGAAUAUGAAAGUGAUGGUGAGAUUAUUGAGCCCGAGCAGCUUAGGAAAAGGGAGCCACAGUCGGAUUCAGAAGCUUCUCAAUAUGAUGAUGAGAAGCAAGAUGAUGGCGACGGACCCUGGGAUCAAAAGCUUAGCAAGAAAGACAGGCUUCUGGAUAGACAGUUCAUGAAAGACCCUAGUGAGAUCACCUGGGACACUGUUAACAAGAAGUUCAAAGAGGUUGUGGCGGCUAGGGGCAGGAAGGGAACUGGGAGGUUUGAACAGGUUGAGCAGCUUACCUUCUUAACAAAAGUUGCGAAAACACCUGCACAGAAGCUGGAAAUUCUUUUCAGUGUGGUCUCUGCUCAGUUUGAUGUUAAUCCAGGCCUCAAUGGGCAUAUGCCCAUAAAUGUGUGGAAGAAAUGUGUUCACAAUAUGCUGAUCAUUCUGGAUGUUCUAGUACAGUAUCCAAACAUAAUGGUUGAUGAUUCAGUGGAGCUAGAUGAGGCUGAAACUCAGAAAGGGUCUGACUAUGAUGGGCCUAUUCGGGUUUGGGGUAACUUAGUUGCUUUCCUAGAAAGAAUAGAUGCCGAGUUUUUCAAGAGCCUGCAAUGCAUAGAUCCUCAUACGCGUGAGUAUGUUGAGAGACUCAGGGAUGAACCCUUGUUUUUGGUUCUUGCUCAGAAUGUCCAGGAGUAUCUUGAAAGGACUGGCGAUUUCAAAGCUGCUUCUAAGGUGGCCUUGAGGAGGGUUGAACUCGUUUACUACAAACCACAAGGGGUUUAUGAUGCUAUGAGGAAAUUGGUUGAGCUGACAGAAGAGGGAGAUAAUGGAGGGGAGACUGAGGAGUCAAAAGGUUUUGAGGAAACAAGAAUUCCUAGUGCAUUUGUUGCUACUCCAGAGCUUGUGGCCCGGAAACCCACUUUUCAUGAGGAUAGCAGGUCUCUAAUGGAUGCAUUAGUAUCUGUGAUAUACAAAUACGGAGAGGAGCGCACUAAAGCACGUGCAAUGCUUUGUGAUAUAUAUCACCAUGCUCUUCGUGAUGAGUUCUCAAUAGCCCGUGAUCUACUGCUUAUGAGUCAUUUACAGGAUAAUGUUCAGCAUAUGGACAUUUCAACGCAGAUUCUUUUUAACAGAGCUAUGUCACAAUUAGGUCUAUGUGCUUUUCGGGUUGGUCUGAUUUCCGAAGCACAUGGCUGCUUAUCUGAACUUUAUUCUGGUGGGAGGGUGAAAGAGUUGCUUGCGCAAGGCGUGUCACAAAGUCGUUAUCAUGAGAAAACCCCUGAACAGGAGAGGUUGGAAAGAAGACGUCAAAUGCCAUAUCAUAUGCAUAUAAAUCUCGAGCUUUUGGAGGCAGUUCAUCUUAUAUCUGCUAUGCUUCUAGAAGUUCCCAAUAUGGCAGCCAAUGUUCAUGAUGCAAAGCGCAAGGUCAUCAGUAAGACAUUUCGUCGCCUGCUUGAGGUCAAUGAUAAGCAAACCUUUGUCGGUCCACCUGAGAAUGUAAGAGAUCACGUCAUGGCUGCCACAAGGGUUCUUAGUAAAGGAGACUACAACAAGGCUUUUGAAAUUAUUGUCUCUCUUGAUGUCUGGAAAUUUGUGAAAAAUCGAGACACCGUGCUUGAAAUGCUAAAGGACAAAAUCAAGGAGGAGGCACUCAGGACUUAUCUGUUCACCUUCUCCUCAUCAUAUGAUUCUUUGAGUGUGGACCAACUCACCAAAAUUUUCGACCUCUCUGUUCCCCGAAUUCAUAGCAUUGUCAGUAAGAUGAUGGUCAACGAGGAGCUUCAUGCAAGCUGGGACCAGCCAUCUGGGUGUAUUGUUUUCCAAAAUGUCGAGCUCUCUAGGUUGCAGGCAUUGACGUUCCAAUUGACUGAGAAAUUGUCUAUCUUUGCAGAGAGUAACGAAAGAGCUGCAGAGGCAAGGAUUGGUGGUGGUGGAUUGGAUCUGCCUCCAAGGCGGAGAGAUGGCCAGGACUAUGCUGCUGCUGCAGCUGGUGGAGGUGGUGGAGCAGGUGGAAGGUGGCAAGAUUUGUCCCUUUCUCAGCCUAGGCAAGGCAGUGGGCGUGCAGGUUAUGGUAGUGGUGGUGGAAGGCCAUUUGCAUUCAAUCAGGCAGCAGGUGGCUAUUCAAGGGAUCGAACGGGACGAGGAGGCGGUGGUGGGGGUGGUUAUCAGAGUCAAUAUGGAGGUUCAGGGAGGGCUCAUCAGGGAGGUUCAGCAUUGAGGGGACACCAUGGCGAUGGAUCUUCUCGCAUGGUUAGCCUCAAGGGAGCUCGUGCUUAAAGAAGUUUAUUUGAGAAAACUCAUGGUAUAAGCUUCUAGUAUUUGAUAAGUUAUUUGUAUGAGUAUUGAGAAUUUGACUAAAUGCACUAGGACAUUUUGGUUCUCAUUUUUGUACUGUUUUAUUGAACUUCUUCAUCUAAAGUUGCAAUGAUGAAGUUAUGAGUUUUUAUUUA